Molecule: messenger RNA, 708 nt
Organism: Macrosiphum euphorbiae (potato aphid)
Lineage: Eukaryota; Metazoa; Arthropoda; Insecta; Hemiptera; Aphididae
Source: the annotation of a GenBank genome assembly
AUGGACCUAAUAAAGAGUUACAGCGGAGACAGCGAUGACGAGCAUGAUGAUCCCGAACAAAAAGCGUUGCCAGUACCUGAAGCCAUUGCGUCAAUGUUUGAAGGUAGACUGUAUCAUCCAAAGCCAAAAGACGAACCAGAUUCCCACCAAGGACGCUCUCGUUUGUUUGAACAUGAACGUGGUAAUUGGGCUACUUACGUAUAUGUACCGUGUCCAGACAUGGAUUUAGUAGAGACUGUUCAAGAUCAAUUGGCCGAAUUUGGCCUAGAAAUUAUUAAACAUCCCCACAUCAGCCUUACAAAAACAGUUGUACUCCAGUAUCAUUGGAUACAACGAUUUAUCAAUGAUGUAAAAUCCAAAUUGUCAACAAUUCUAAGAUUUACAGUCAAUUUUGGAGACUUAGAGGUAUUUUGUAAUGAAAAUCGUAGUAGAACAUUCAUUGGUUUUCUUGUAUAUCCUGCAGGAGUUUUAUCUCAAUGUGUUGAUCAACUGGACAAUGUCUUAUCCGAUUAUAAUUUACCAAAAUACUAUGAAGAUCCAAAAUUUCAUUUGAGUGUUGCUUGGUGUUUGGGCGAUCAGUCUACUCAGCUAAGGACUAAGUUAAAAUCAUUAGAACUAGAAAUAGAAGUUGACACUUGCCGUAGUUUAAGAGUUGACAAGCUUAUGUGUAAAACUGGCAAUAAAAAAUAUAAUUUUGAUCUCGUUUAA